Messenger RNA from Rhodofomes roseus, 1556 nucleotides. RefSeq names its product RNA polymerase III RPC4-domain-containing protein. Gene Ontology annotation, cellular component: RNA polymerase III complex. Gene Ontology annotation, molecular function: DNA binding. Bases 95 to 1432 code for a protein of 445 amino acids. Lineage: Eukaryota; Fungi; Basidiomycota; Agaricomycetes; Polyporales; Fomitopsidaceae. The record is from RefSeq and is a predicted model, not a curated record. Gene Ontology annotation, biological process: transcription by RNA polymerase III. The transcript has 6 exons.
GCCGAUCGCGCCUCUGCCGCAUCACUGAUCACGCCCUCAACUUGCACACCGACUCAGACGCGCCUCAGCCACCACCUCUCACCGCGCCGCCAACAUGCCAGACCCCCCGCCGCCGCCGGCCGCGUCGUCCUCGACCCCAAAGGCGAUCCCGAGCCUCGCCAAGCGCGCGAGCGAGACGACCCGCAGGGGCGCCGCCCGCCUCGUCUUCACGCCCACCCUCCCCGCGCGCCGCCAGAAGGAAGAUGCGAAAAAAGAGGAACCAGCCCCCGCCGCCGCACCUACGGAACGCGGACGAGGCCGCGGGAGGGGCGACCGUGCGCGAGGGCGAGGGCGCGGUGGAGAAGGACGAGGAGCAGCCCCGCGCCCGCCGGCCGUUGAGAUGACCGCGAGCGGGCCCUUCGCCAUGGGACCCACCCUCGCAGGCACCUCUGCUCGACGCAGCGCGCCCCGCUCGAACUUCGCCCCUGCCGUCCCGCAGGCGCCCGGUGCACUUGGCGCAGGGCUCACAAAGACGACCGCGCCUGCACUGAAGCGCGAGCCGCGAGUGAAGGUGGAAGAUGAGGACGAGGAAGCAUACUCGGACCCGGAUGAGGGCGUGGAGAUCGUGGACAUGGAGAAGAUCAGGGAUAUGGAUUGGAUGGCGCCGGAGAGCUUGGCGAGAGAGAGGGAGGCAAAGAAGAAGGUCAAAGGGACGACCGUCAAGAAGGAAAAUCCGGAGAACGUAGAUCGAAAAGGGAAAGGCGUUGCCAAACCAGAGGUGAUGGACGUCGAUGACGAGAGCCCAGAGCCAGAAACAGAGACAGAAGUCAACUUGGCGAACGCAGUCGACCUCAGCGAGAGCGAAGACGAGGAAGAGCUCGAGGACAUCAUCGACGACUUCGCACUAGCACAAGAAAAUCAGGCAGAUGACGUGGACCCGAACAUCCGCCAAGAACGCCUCUACUUUUUCCAAUUCCCCUCCCCCUUCCCCACCUUCGUCUCUCCGUCAGCCCAAGCGGCCGCGGCAGCAUCGACAGAACAGGACCCCGCUGCACCCGGAGCCGCAGAAGUCGGCGGCGACCGCAAAGUCACCUUCGCACCCGACACAAAACCGCCCGCCCCCGCACAAGGCACCAAACCCGGCGAACGCGCGAAAGAAGCAGACCAGAAGAUCGACGGGCUCAUCGGCCAGCUCGAGGUGUACGCGAGUGGCGCGGUGAAGAUGCGCCUCGCGAACGGGAUUGUCAUGGACGUCACCGCGGCGACGCAGCCGUCGUUCCUCCAGCAGGCGGUGCAUGUCGAUGUGGAGAACAAGCGCGUGCAUGUAUUGGGCGAGGUGAAUCGCAGGUUUGUCGCCUCGCCCAACGUGGAGACGCUCCUGGCUGCUAUGGAGCUUGCGGAACAGCCGGUUGCGCCGGAGUUGGAGGGGCUGAUCGCGAUGGACACUACGUAGCUGGCAUCCUCAGUGAGAAGUGCGUGGCAUUGUGUGAAGCCUGCGGGAGUAAAUGUGUUGUGAGGUCGUAGAUCUAUUGGGUCGUUGCGACGGAUGUGUGCUGCCAAUGAACCCUCACAGACGU